Nilaparvata lugens (brown planthopper) is the source of this 854-nucleotide messenger RNA. Its product is annotated as proclotting enzyme-like. Gene Ontology annotation, biological process: proteolysis. Gene Ontology annotation, molecular function: serine-type endopeptidase activity. Bases 40 to 435 code for a protein of 131 amino acids. The transcript is spliced from 3 exons. NCBI's taxonomy places the organism in Eukaryota, Metazoa, Arthropoda, Insecta, Hemiptera, Delphacidae. The record is from RefSeq and is a predicted model, not a curated record.
UUAGCACUGCUGAAACUUUCCAGACCCGUAUCGGGUCGUAUGAUUCGAGCCGUCUGUCUCGACAAAGCUGAGAACAACUUGCCUAGACGCUGCAUUGCUACAGGUUGGGGACGUACAACUCAAACUGGAAAGCUGUCUGGCAUUUUGAGGCAGGUGAGGAUCCCCGUGCACGAUAAUGAGCUGUGCAAAGCGAAAUACGGGCCCUCAGUGCCCAUCCAGGACAGCCACCUGUGUGCUGGCAAACUUGAUGGAUCCACCGGUGCUUGCAUAGGUGAUUCAGGAGGACCACUCCAAUGUAGCCAGAAAGACGGAAGAUGGUACCUGUUGGGCAUUACCUCUUUUGGAUCAGGAUGCGCUAAACCUGGUUAUCCGGACGUUUAUACUCGAUUAUCAUUCUAUUUACCCUGGAUUAAUGGAAAAAUACAACACCAAUAGAAUUUAAACAAAGGAAAAGAAGUAAAAUUCGACACAUAGAGAAAAAGUUUCUUUGAUAAAGAUCUCAUCAGAAAGAUUUUAGAAUUCAUCAAAGAUCAAAAAUUUUGUGAAAAGAAAAUUAUCUAGAAUAAUGAAAAAUGAAAUCACUGUUCAACUGUUACCUUAGAAUUGAUUCAAUAGUUCCAGAACUGGUAGGCUAACUAUUAUAUUUUAUUUUCAAUUAUUGAUUAUUCUCCAUGUAAAUAGUAGGUUACAUUACAAAUAACAAAGUGUGUGUGUGUGAGAUAUGAUUAUUAUAUCGGACUUUACUGAAUGGAUAUAAAAAAAAUAUUUGAUUAGUCCCUUUUGCUUUCUCACAUUACAUUAUCUUUAUACUAGAAGAUACUACUUGAGCCACACAAACCUUGAUAUUAUAUUUG